AUGACAGCUUCGACGCCAGUCCCUCUUCCCAAACAGUUCACAGCAGCACCGGCGCCUUCAACCACAAUUCCAAAUUCCAACACAAAACCAGCCGUCACAGCUCCCGCUCCGCCCCGAAUCCAAGCACCAGUCCAGACCCCAGUACCGGUUCCAGCACAAACCCGCAUCUCAGUCCAGAUACCCGCGCCAGCACCAGCACCAGCACCAGCAUCAGCCCACCCUCCAAGCUCCGGCCGAGGCCGACCCAGGGGAUGGAAACCCGGCAUGUCCUACAGCUCCCUGCGAGGACCAGCCCCAGAGAGGUCCGCCACAGGCAGACCCGGUCGGCCAGCCAAGCCAAAGCCCAUCGGCGCCCCAUUCGGCCACGCAAAGCGUCGCGGCAGACCGCCCAAGGCGCCGUCUCCCCUGCCGUGGCAGGUCUACCGGUCCCUGCAAACCUCGUUCGUCGCCUUCCUGUGCGAAUGGAGCGGCUGCAGGGCCGAGCUGCACAACCUGGACACGCUGCGGCGCCACAUCUCCGUCGUUCACUGCCGGAAAGCAGCAGCAGCACCGUUCAUCUGCCGCUGGGGUGCGUGCGCGCAAAAGUCGUCGUCGGCCUCCUCGGAGUGCCAAGUAUUUCCCGAUGAGCCUUCUCUUCGAGAGCACGUCGAAGAGGCGCAUCUCGUACCGUUUAGUUGGCACGUGGGAGACGGUCCGCGGAACAGCGGCGGGCCGGUGAAGCACCCGCUGGACGAGGAUGGGAUUCCAGGCUACUUGAAGGACGAGCAGGGCAACCAGGUGACGCCGUCUAUACGCGAUCAACAAGUGGAGGACUUUGCCACGUUCAAGCAGAAUCGGCAGAAGCUGAAGGAUUUGCUCAUCCAGAUGAAUGAGAAUCUACCAAGCGAGGAAUCGGAUUCUCCCCUUGACGAAGAUUGA
This is a messenger RNA of Trichoderma citrinoviride, 918 nucleotides long. RefSeq lists its product as hypothetical. Lineage: Eukaryota; Fungi; Ascomycota; Sordariomycetes; Hypocreales; Hypocreaceae. Bases 1 to 918 code for a protein of 305 amino acids. The record is from RefSeq and is a predicted model, not a curated record. The transcript has a single exon.